Messenger RNA from Perognathus longimembris pacificus (Pacific pocket mouse), 1815 nucleotides. Its product is annotated as olfactory receptor 4K2-like. The coding region runs from base 1 to 1815 and encodes 604 amino acids. Gene Ontology annotation, cellular component: membrane. The transcript has 6 exons. Gene Ontology annotation, biological process: G protein-coupled receptor signaling pathway. The record is from RefSeq and is a predicted model, not a curated record. Gene Ontology annotation, molecular function: olfactory receptor activity; G protein-coupled receptor activity. Lineage: Eukaryota; Metazoa; Chordata; Mammalia; Rodentia; Heteromyidae.
AUGGCGAGUGGCGGGCGGCGUUCGGGGGAGUUGGGCUCGUUACGUGGUCAAGUCUUUGGAGGCUGGCGGGGGGAGGGGAGGUGUAAGCCCAAAACUGCCGGCGCGAGGCGAGCGAGGGCCGCGGGAGCGAGCGGGCGCGGGAGGGAGGCCUCGGCGUCGUCGCAGGGGCGGGCGGCGGUGGCGGAGGGGGCAAGCGGGGCCGGGAGCGGCGGGCGGGCGGGUGGGCGAGGGCGCGGUGGAUGGUUUGGAGCUGGCUUUAGUGACCCCCAGACUUCCCUUGCCCGUGAAAACAGCUUAUUUUCCCCCAAGCAUCAUUUGUGGAAAUUGGCCGCCUCUCUGGCCCCUGUAUUGUUGGCCAAUGGAACUUACACGGGAACUAAAGAAUCUUCAGCUUCCUACAACUUCACAGUUGUAAAGGCCUAUAAUCUUUCUGCUUGUGUUCAUUUUCCACAAGUAGUAAUGAUUGACCCCAUAGAUAUAGCUAAUAAUACCAUUACCUGCAUCAAUUCUAAUGCUUUGGACAUGGCCAAUGUGUCUACUGUAUCUGAAUUUGUUUUGCUUGGUCUCUCUAAUUCUUCGGAAACAUCGAUGUUUUUCUUUAUGGUGUUUUUAUUGUUUUAUGUGGCAACAGUGGUAGGUAACAGCCUCAUAGUUAUCACAAUUGCUGCUGACUCCCAACUGCAUUCUCCUAUGUAUUUCCUGCUUACCAAUCUUUCUAUUAUUGAUAUGUCCCUCGCUUCCUUUGCCACUCCCAAAAUGAUUACAAAUUACCUUACUGGUCAUAAAACUAUAUCUUUCAAUGGUUGUAUCACACAGAUAUUUUUUUUGCAUCUUUUCACUGGUACUGAGAUUGGUUUACUAAUGGCUAUGUCUUUUGAUAGAUAUAUUGCAAUCUGUAAGCCCCUGCAUUAUGCUUCAAUCAUUAGUCCCCAGAUAUGUAUUGCCCUUGGGGUAGCUUCGUGGGUGGUGGGAAUCAUGCAUUCAAUGAGUCAGGUUAUAUUUGCCCUCACAUUACCAUUCUGUGGCCCCAACAAGGUAGACAGCUUUUUCUGUGAUCUUCCUGUGGUGUUCCAGCUGGCUUGUGUGGAUACUUACAUUCUGGGCCUGUUCAUGAUCUCAACAAGCGGAAUUAUUGCUUUGUCCUGUUUUAUUCUUUUAUUUACUUCAUAUGUGUUUGUCCUCAUUACAAUCAAGAAUCAUUUCUCCAGAGGGUCUUCUAAAGCCCUUUCAACCUGUACAGCUCAUUUCAUCGUUGUCUUCAUGUUCUUUGUGCCAUGCAUUCUCAUCUAUAUGUGGCCACAAAUCAGAUUCGAGACAGAGAAGAGUUUGUCUGUAUUUUACACCAUCUUUACACCUGUUCUGAACCCAGCUAUCUAUACGUUGAGAAAUCAAGACGUAAAAACAGCCAUGAGGAGGCUCAAAAACAGGUUUCUAAAUUCCAAUAAGAUUGCUCCUUCUCAGGCUUUUCAGGCUUUUCAGACUUGCAGUGAAAAGGCAAGUAAGAUCACCAUGGGCUCCUUCAGCAGUAAUAAGGAUGGCACCAUUUACCAAAGUUCCUGGAAAGGGGCACAUGAUUUUAACAUUCAGUCCAUCCAGAAAUCCUUACCAAAUGCCAUAAGUUGUCAGGGUCAUUUGCCCCCAGUGCUCUCCAGGCCAGCAGGAGAGAUGGGGAAGUGCGCCCCGACCAAGGUGGGCCAAGAAAAAGUGAAGGGUCGACGGGUGUCCGCAUCCAACCCUCCCUCGCCAGAGGACAAUCAGACAGCCUGGGAGAGGGUCUCGCACAGUCUUGCUUUACUGAAUGAGCUCUGCUCUUAA